CCACCCACACAUACUAACAAAGACCGGCCAAGAGGCUGCAGUAAACGCCGUGCAUUUAUGCCGCGUUAUUUAUAUUUGCUUGUUCGGUUAUUGUUUUAUACAGUUUAGGUAGGUAGCUUUGUCGUUCCAUUUUCAUGAUGGGAUAUAAAGGAGGAUUAUUGGCGGUCUUUGUCCUAAAUUUUGCAUUCAUUUUUCCAACAAUAUAUUCUGCGCACGGGGAUAUAAGCUACACGAUGACAGAGGAAAUGAAACGAGGAACGGUUAUUGGGAAUAUUGGAAAAGACCUUGGUUUGAACGUGAACGAAUUGACCGCUCGGAAGGCUCGGAUCGACACGAAAGGAACCAGCAAGCCAUACUGCGAGAUAACCGUGAAUAAAGGGGACUUGAUCAUAGCCGAACGGAUAGACAGGGAGGCGCUUUGUGGAAAGAAACCCUCGUGUGUUUUAAAAAUGGAGCUUGUAUUGGAGGCGCCUUUAGAACUGCAUCGCGUCAGUCUUCAUGUCCAAGAUAUUAAUGACAAUCCCCCGCUGUUCCAAAACGACAUCAUUAAAAUGGAAAUAGGCGAAUCGACUGCCAAAGGGGCUCGUUUUUCUUUGGACGGAGCACACGAUGCGGAUAUAGGAGACAAUGCUGUGCAGGGAUACGUUUUACAAACAAAUGAGCAUUUUAUUUUAAACUUUGAAACCAAGUCUGGCGCACGAAAGCACUGCGAACUAAUCUUAGAGAAAGAGUUAGAUCGGGAAAACCACCAACACAUUGAUUUGCUUCUCACGGCUGUGGAUGGUGGUUCCCCCCAGAGAUCAGGUACUGUAGCCAUCCACGUCACGGUGCUGGAUGCUAAUGACAACACCCCGGUAUUUAGUCAGGCCUCGUAUAAAGCCAGUAUUCCAGAAAACGCUCCUUUAGACACUAUAGUAGUUGUAGUUCGUGCCUCUGAUGCAGAUGAAGGGGUUAAUGGUGAGGUGACAUACGGCCUGGAUCACAUCUCAGAUAGCGGUAAUGUGUUUUCUCUAGAUUCAAAAAGCGGCGAGGUGAGAGUUAUUGGGUCUAUAGAUUAUGAAGAAGAGUCAUCAUAUGAAAUUCAAAUAAGCGCAAAAGAUGGCCUUGGAUUAGCCUCGUACUCCACGUUGAUGAUCGAUGUGACUGACGUCAACGACAACGCGCCUGAGAUCUAUCUGAAAUCUCUGACUAACCCAAUUGCAGAGGACGUCCUCCCCGGUACCGAGGUGGGAAUAAUUAACGUCCACGACGAAGACUCAGACAGUAACCGACAAGUGCGCUGCUCGAUUGAGCAAAACGUACCCUUCAAACUGAUACCAUCCAUUAAAAACUAUUAUUCUCUCGUAACUACUGACAAACUGGACCGGGAGCAGGUCACCAACUACACUGUUACAGUCCUCGCCACGGACGAGGGCUCGCCCCCAAUGACGUCCACCAAGACUUUUCAGCUUUCUGUAGCGGACGUUAACGACAACCCGCCGGUGUUCGCUGAGCAAGCAUACAAGGCCUACGUUUCAGAAAAUAACAAACGUGGCUCUACCCUAUGUUCGGUGACAGCUCAAGACCCAGACUGGAGACAAAACGGAACUGUCUUUUUUUCUCUUUUACCUGGUGCAAUCAACGGUGUCCCAGUUUCUUCGUUUUUGUCCAUUAUCGGAGACACCGGUGUAAUACAAGUUGUUAAAUCGUUUGAUUAUGAACAGUUCAGGAGUUUUACGUUCGGUGUGAAUGCCAGAGACAACGGAUCCCCUCCGCUCAGUAGCAACGUGACUGUCAGCGUUUUUAUCACGGAUCGAAAUGACAACACUCCUCAGAUCCUGUAUCCCGCCUCAGAGGGGAACUCUUUCUUGACUGAACUGGUUCCCAAAUCUUCACACGGAGGUGCGUUGGUUUCCAAGGUGAUAGCGGUUGAUGGGGACUCUGGACAGAACGCCUGGCUGUCCUAUCAGAUCAUUAAGUCUACUGAUCCGGGACUUUUCAAAAUCGAUCUGCACAGUGGGGAGAUCAGGACCCAGCGAGACAUUUCCGAGACUGAUAACAUGAAACACAAUCUUAUUGUGGCAGUGACCGAUAACGGACAGCCCACCCUUUCUAUCACAUGUACCAUCUAUCUACUGAUUUCUGAUAAUCUCUCUGAGGUUCCGGAGCUGAAAGACUUGUCCUAUGACGACAACAAUUCUCAACUGACAUUCUAUCUGAUAAUCGCUCUGGUGCUGGUCUCCAUGCUUUUACUGACUUUCAUUAUAAUUAUCCUGGGUGUUCGUUUCUGUCACAAGACGAAGCCACGGAUGAUUUUUGACGGCGCAGUUGCAAUUCCCGGCGCAUAUCUCCCAAGUUACGCAGAGGGUGACGGAACAGAGACAAUGCGGAGCGCCUACAACUAUGACGGUUAUCUUACUACAGGGUCUCGAACCAGUGAUUUUAAAUUUGUCACAUCCUACAACGACGCCACGCUGCCUGCCGACCUGACACUGAGGAAAACUGAUUUUGGAGAUAUGUUUGGAGAUUCAGAAGGGUCACCAGAGGUAAGACAGUUUCACUGUACCAACUUUUAAAGCCUUACCUGUGUUUAGACCACACGCUCUCACCAACACCACCUGAUGACUUAUUUGAUUUGUUUUCUCAAAUGGAAUCGAUUUUUUUCUAGUACAAUAGCUGUAUCUCUGCUUUUUUUCCUGCUCUGUCUUUUUUGUAAUACCUUGUUUCCUGGAAAUUAUACGAUUUGUGAUGUUUUUAUUUUUAUUUUUAUAUGAGGGAAAUCAAUGUUCAUGUUUUAUUGAUGACCAGAAGUCCACAUGGUUAAUGCAUGAUUGCAUUAAAGGUGUUGUAAUAGGUGCCAAAAUUAUUCAUGAAUCUGGAAGCUCCAUUGCUUAUAUUGACAUGGACUGUCUGUCUCCGCUGGAGCAGGUCACUGCAUAAUCAUAAACCUGCCUGUAGAUGAGCUGCAACCAACUGAAUAAUGCAGUCAUGAUGUGGAGAAUGUCAUGCUUUGCAGCAACAUCCAUUUAAAUGAUGUACCAGCUUCGUGUGUGUGUGUGUGUGUGUGUGUGUGUGUGUGUGUGUGUGUGUGUGUGUGUGUGUGUGUGUGUUUGUGUGCACGUGUGUGCGCAUGUUAAACGCACAACUGUGACCUACUUAAUCAGCCUUUGUAAUGGUGCUGUUUUGAUGUGGUAGUGGACCCUACUGAGGAUCUGAAUGUCCUUCACCUGGAUUAUGAAUAAAUAUGAGAGAUUA
Gadus macrocephalus (Pacific cod) is the source of this 3234-nucleotide messenger RNA. RefSeq names its product protocadherin gamma-A2-like. NCBI's taxonomy places the organism in Eukaryota, Metazoa, Chordata, Actinopteri, Gadiformes, Gadidae. The coding region runs from base 135 to 2555 and encodes 806 amino acids. Gene Ontology annotation, molecular function: calcium ion binding. The transcript has 2 exons. Gene Ontology annotation, cellular component: plasma membrane. The record is from RefSeq and is a predicted model, not a curated record. Gene Ontology annotation, biological process: homophilic cell-cell adhesion.